Punica granatum (pomegranate) is the source of this 2632-nucleotide messenger RNA. The record is from RefSeq and is a predicted model, not a curated record. NCBI's taxonomy places the organism in Eukaryota, Viridiplantae, Streptophyta, Magnoliopsida, Myrtales, Lythraceae.
UGCCGGAUGAAAAUACUUAUAUAAGUUACAUGUUAUGAGAAUGUCGAUGCUGUCGUGUUAAAAACAGUUUUACGGUGCCAUCUAUGUUUCCAAGUAUUAAGUUUUAUAUUUGGCCGGCUGAUAUUGCUUUUCAAUCCACAUCACAUCAGUUGUUCUUAUCGACCAAAGUAAGAAAUUGGAACUCUGGGACAUAGAUCCCUGCAGCCGGUAGAUAGCAAGUAUAUAUCAGGGCCUUGCUUGGAUACUGUCCGCCAUCCUGGAUUAUUCUGGCACCAGGUACAUAGCAACCCGGCCAAACAUGGAAACUCGAGCUCAUCUCAGGCUCUUCAUCCUCUUCAUUGUGGUCUCCACCUACACAUUGGUGUCUGCUGAAGAUGAUCGUCGGACUUACAUAGUCCACAUGGACAAGUCGGCGAGGCCAGGUCAUUUCUCUAGCCACCAUGACUGGUACAUGUCGACGCUGUCGACCCUUUCAUCACCUGAGGAAACUGAACCGACCCACCUGUACACUUACAAUCAUGUUCUGAGCGGCUUCAGUGCAGUCUUGUCCGAAUCUCAGCUUGCUAAGCUAGCAGAGCUUCCAGGGCACUUGGCCACUUACCCCGAAACAUUUGGGGAGGGCCACACAACUCACACACCGAAGUUCCUCGGCCUAAAGAAGAAAUCUGGGCUUUGGCCAAGAGCCAACUUCGGUGAGGGGAUGAUCGUCGGUGUGGUUGACAGCGGGAUAUGGCCGGAGAGUGACAGCUUCCGAGACAGAGGCAUGCCCCCAGUGCCUGAUCGGUGGAAGGGGACCUGUGAGUCGGGUGUGGAGUUCAACUCCUCUCUGUGCAAUCUGAAACUCAUCGGUGCUCGUUCUUUCAGCCAAGGAAUGAAGAGGAGAGGUUUAAAUAUCUCAACCACGGAUGACUACGACUCGCCCAGGGACUACUGGGGCCAUGGGAGCCACACUUCCUCCACUGCUGCCGGAAGCCCCGUCAAAGAUACUAACUACUUUGGCUAUGCCGAGGGCACAGCUUCUGGCAUAGCACCACUGGCUCAUUUGGCGAUGUAUAAAGUGCUUUUCUUGAACACUUCCUAUGAUGCAGCUGCCACAGACACAUUAGCAGCGAUUGACAGAGCGAUAGAGGAUGGGGUCGAUAUCUUGUCCCUAUCUUUGAGUUUCACAGAGACAUCAUUCGAUCAGAACCCAGUUGCAAUAGGAGCUUUUGCUGCGAUGCAGAGAGGCAUCUUUGUCGCCUGUUCGGCAGGUAAUGCUGGCCCUCAUGCCUAUACUAUGCAUAACGGAGCUCCCUGGCUGACCACCGUCGGUGCUGGGACCUUUGACCGAGAGUUAGGGGCUCAUGUUACGCUCGGUAUCGGCAAUGGCUCCUUCACCAUUCCUGGGAAAUCCAUUUUUCCCGAGAACUUGUUAAUCUCUAGACUCCCUCUCUACUUCGGCCAUGGAAACAGAAGCAAAGAGCUGUGCGAGGACUACUCCCUUGACCCUAAGGAAGUCGAAGGGAAGAUUGUUUUUUGUGAUUACAGUGCUGAAAAUGAUGGCACCAAUCCAUCUGAAAUUAUCCGAGCAGGAGCUGCGGGGGCCAUAUUCAGUACAGAAGAAGGAAGAAUCCUCAAACCCGAAGAUUUCACUACUCCAUAUGUCGCGGUCAUUCCGAAGUUUGGAAACAAGAUCAGGAGAUACAUUAAACACUCAAAAGAUCCGGUAGUGAGUAUUAAGUUCCAAGUGACAUUUUUGGGUGUCGAGCCGAACCCAGAAGUCAUGUGGUUUUCAUCGAGAGGGCCGGGACGCGAGGCCCUGUGGGUUCUAAAGCCCGACAUAAUAGCACCCGGUGUUGAUGUCUUAGCUGCUUGGACCCCGAACAGAGGAAUAGCGCCCAUUGGGGAUGACUAUCAUUUCCUUCUCAGUGAUUAUGCCUUGCAAUCAGGUACUUCCAUGUCCGCUCCCCAUGUGGCUGGAGUCGGGGCUCUGCUGAAAUCGGCCCACCCGGAUUGGAGUCCUGCUGCCAUCCGAUCGGCAAUGAUGACGACGGCCUAUAUUCUUGAUAACACAGGAGGGCCGAUCAUAGACGUGACUACAGGGGUGGCAGCGACCCCAUUGGACUAUGGUUCAGGCCACAUUGAUCCAAACAGAGCCAUGGACCCCGGCCUCAUCUACGACAUGGAGCCUGAGGACUACAUCGAAUUCCUCUGCGGAAUGAAUUACACCACCAAACAAAUAAGGGUCAUCACUGGGAGAUCGAAUUUCACACGGUGCACACCCAGUCUUGAUCUCAACUACCCUUCCUUCAUCCUCAUUCUCAACAACACGAACGCCACCAGCUUCACCUUCAAGAGGGUACUCACAAACGUGGCUGAUUCCGCCUCGAGCUACCAGGCCACAGUGACGUCUCCACUGGGGAUGAGAAUCACGGUAGAGCCUGAAAAAUUGGUCUUCCCGCAGAAGAACAGCAAGGCUAGUUUCACAAUGGCAGUAGAGAUCUCUCUUGGAACCUUGGAAAGUGUGAGCCCUCAAAGCGAUUAUAUAGGUAACUACGGGUUCUUGAGUUGGCACGAAAUCAACGGAACCCAUGUAGUAAGAAGCCCAAUCGUGUCGGCCUUUGGCCCAUGACUGAGACGAACAAAGUUCCCU